Pungitius pungitius (ninespine stickleback) is the source of this 1438-nucleotide messenger RNA. It is a transcript of the gene mrpl23, whose product is annotated as mitochondrial ribosomal protein L23. Gene Ontology annotation, molecular function: structural constituent of ribosome. NCBI's taxonomy places the organism in Eukaryota, Metazoa, Chordata, Actinopteri, Perciformes, Gasterosteidae. Bases 109 to 573 code for a protein of 154 amino acids. Gene Ontology annotation, cellular component: mitochondrial large ribosomal subunit; ribosome. Gene Ontology annotation, biological process: mitochondrial translation. The transcript has 5 exons. The record is from RefSeq and is a predicted model, not a curated record.
GCGAAUGUCCCCGGAAGUACGUCACUGCACGCGUGAACGUUAACAACCUUACAACUACAAAAUAACUGACGUUACCUGACAGCUGUCUCGUAACACACCUUCCCAGUGAUGCCAGUAACACGACUCCUAUACCCUCUCUACCAGUUGGGGAACCCUCAGCUGAGGAUCUUCAGACCCAGCUGGUUCCUGACUCUGGUGAGGCCCGGCAAAGAGCAGCCUCCGGACACUGUCCAGUUUCGCAUCCCAAUGGAAAUGACCAAGUAUGACGUAAAGAACUACCUGGAGAAGAUUUAUAACGUCCCUGUUGGAGCGAUCCGCACCAGGAUCCAGUUUGGCUCCAACAAGAAGAGGAAUCAUCUCCACCAGAAGGUUAAGCAGCCCGACUUUAAAGUAGCCUACGUUCAGCUGGCUCAGGGCCAGACGUUCACCUUCCCAGACAUCUUCCCAGAAAAGGAGCGGACCCACGAGGAGGGUUCUAUGGAGGAGAUGCAGGAGAAGUUCACGGAGGACGAGAAGCAGAGGCAGAAGCUCGACCCCAGGAGGGGAGGGGUCACUGAGUGGUUCGGACUGUGAGAUGGGCCCCUGGCCGUGAACACUGGUGGCGUCUGAUUGGGAGCAAAGUGUAUUUAGGCCACUGCUGUGAUUCCCCUUCUAUUUGUGCAAAAAAAAAACCGUUCACAACUGAAGUGCAGUAAAGAAGAAUGUGCGUGUUGGUGAGACGUGUGUGUGUGUGUGUGUGUGUGUGUGUGUGUGUGUGUGUGUGUGUGUGUGCGUUUGUGAGGCUUUGGUCCAGUAACGCGUGCCAAAAGAGAAACGCAGGAGGAGGAGAGUGGCCCGGCUCCAUCUUUCAUUAAACCAGCCCACUGCACAGGAUCACCAUCACCUCAGACGACCUCGUCUCUCCUCCCACCUUUCCUGUUCCACCUCCUUCUCCUUCUACCCCUCUUCCCCUGACAACAGUAAAGCUCUACUCAUACCUCUUCUUUCCUUUAUUACAUUUUUUUUCCCUUCCCGUCUGUCUCCUGUGCCGUCCCUGCUUCUUCUCCUCGUCCCUCCAAGUUGUGGCAUCCCAGGUAACGCUGACUCUCAGCCAGUUGGAUGGGACUACCUGAGCAACCCACAUCCUUUCCUCUUUUUAUGAGUUUGCCUCAUUGACCAAUUUAUGUAAACAACAAUUGAGUUGACAUGGAAUUCGCCGGAGUGUUUUUAUCAUUUCGUGGUGGCAGCACUGGCCAUAAAUCUUGUGUUUGCCUAGCACGUGGGACCUGCCCCCCAAUCUGUCUGUUUGUGAGUGCUGUUAGAAUAAGAACCAAUAAAUGGUCACUUGUCCAAAAGUGCUGGGCCUUACUUUUUGUGCUAGCCUCGCCUCAUCUCCAAUGACCGCUGCGCUCGACAACUGGCACUUUGAGACGUCGUCUGACACACAAGCUUGCCUGGG